Lates calcarifer (barramundi perch) is the source of this 831-nucleotide messenger RNA. RefSeq names its product glandular kallikrein-like. Gene Ontology annotation, molecular function: serine-type endopeptidase activity. Gene Ontology annotation, biological process: proteolysis. Lineage: Eukaryota; Metazoa; Chordata; Actinopteri; Centropomidae. The transcript has 6 exons. The record is from RefSeq and is a predicted model, not a curated record. The coding region runs from base 1 to 831 and encodes 276 amino acids.
AUGGAGUGGGUUCUAAAUAACCACAGCACAGCCUACACUGAUCAAAGCAAUAGCAGCUGGGAGGAGGAGAAUGCUGGUGUCACAGUGAGCACAGCCAUGGAUCUGCAGAAGAGAAUCAUCGGAGGUCAAAAUUGUAGAUCAGAUGAGCGUCACUAUCAUGUGAGAUUAAGUGAAACUUCUGGCAAGUUCCUCUGUGGUGGCUCUCUGAUCAGUGAUCAGUGGAUUCUGACUGCAGCUCACUGCUGGAAGCCAGGAGGGUCUCUGCUCGCUGAUGUAGGCGUGCAUCCUCUUAAUAACCCUAAAGCAAAACCAGGCCAAAUCAUAACAGAACAUUUUAUCUAUAAGGAAAAAGACAGCAAAGGCAAAGACUGGCAGCAUGACCUCAUGCUACUGAAGCUACCUGAACCCUCCAAUAUCACACCAAUAAAACUUGACUGUGAUCCCAGUAAAGCUCCCAAGAUAGGCCAACUGGUUGAGAUUGCAGGUCACACUGCUGAAAAAAAAGACAAAAAAAAUUGUGAAUUCACAAAUGACCUCCAAUGUGCAGAAGCCACGCUUGUCCAAUGUGAUGAGUUCAAUGUCUGUUUGAAAAAUAACUAUGAUCCGAAGUGGUCCUUGGAAUAUAGUAUUCAGGCGUUGAUCUGUGGCAAACAUUCUGGUGUGGAUAUCUGUAAAGGUGACUCUGGUGGAGGAGUGGUGUUCAAGAAGCAGAUAUAUGGUGUCUUAGUAUUAAUUGGUGAUGUUAAAAAUCCCUGUAUGGCACCAUUUGCAUUUAUGGACAUCUGUAACGAAAAAUACCUUAAAUGGAUCAAAGAAACGGCCAAUAUCUAA